AUGGCAUCCACAGCCACGGACCAGCGACAGUCGCAAGACAUCGAGCUGCAGCUCUCAGAGACCAGUACCACGAAGCGUGAGGACCCUAUCCCGCGCGAAGAUGGUUCAGAACCCAAGAGCACAUUCAUGCGCGUCUGCAAGAACUUUUCAACCGUCUGGUCAGCUCUCCCAAUCUACACUUCUAUCCCUGCCACUUUCCGAGCUAACUCCUUCAGGUUCACCGUCUGCAUGGACACCGGUGUCCUCUCUAUCAUCCUACACCAGUUUCCAUACCCCUCGCACUGGACCCGCGUCUGCAGCACCAUCCUCUUCGUCCUCAAUCUCGUCCUCUUCCUCCUCUUCAUCACCAUUUACCUUCUGCGCUGGACCUUCUACCGCACCUCGACCUUCAGCCACACGUCCGUCGACGCUGAAGAAAUCGCCCUCCAAGCCUGUCCGACCAUCACCUGGCUGACCCUCACCAUCCAAGUUCAGCUCAUCUGCGCCCAGUCCUGGGGCUAUGGCUUCACCAUCCUCGCCUUCGUCAUGUGGUGGAUCAGCCUGUUAUGGAUCACCACCAUCUGCGUCCUCCUCUACCUGCACCUCAUCAAGCACCCCUCCCACUCCAUCGUCGACAAAUGGCUCCCCACCGCCGUCUUCAUUCCCAUCGUCGGCCUCUUCACGCAAGCCAAUGCCGCAGGCCUCAUCGUCAACGGCGCCACCAACGACACUCACCUCUCCGCCGCCCUCGCCAUCCCCCUCAUCAUCGUUGGCUUCAUGCUCGUCGGCUUCGGCCUCGGCCUCGCCACCAUCAUGUACGCCAUCUACAUGCACCGCCUGAUGACGAGUGGCUUUCCUGAGAGCCUCAAGAUCCCCUCCAUGAUCCUCACCAUCGGCCCCUGCGGCCAGAGUGCCUCCGCCCUGAUCCAACUGGGCAACGCCGCCGUCACACACAGCAAUUUCGCCACGUACGACAGAGGCACGUUCCUGACCGCCACCGCCGCACCGGUGCUGAGAGUGCAGUGCACGCUCGCCGCGCUGCUGCUCGUCGGCUUCGCCAUCUUUUGGAUGUCCGUCGACUACUACGCGCUGGUAUCCGGUCUUGUGCGCCGGCAGAUCAAGCCCAGCCUCUUCUGGUGGAGCAGCAUCUUCCCCGUCGGCACAGUGGUGACGGCGUUGGCCGGGUUGGGGACGGAGCUGGACUCGCCCGCGUUCAAGAUCUGCGCCAUCAUCCUGUUUGUGUUUUUGUUCCUGAUUUAUGUCGUCAAUGCGGUAAUCACGGUGCCGAUGACGCUGGAUGGCAGCUUCCUGGGCUUGGAGAAGGGGUUUGAGCAUGGCUUUCACCGAGAGUCGAAGAGGGCGAGGAAGUUCGAGGAAGAGUCACAGGGAGCGUGA
This is a messenger RNA of Cyphellophora europaea CBS 101466, 1374 nucleotides long. RefSeq lists its product as uncharacterized. Gene Ontology annotation, molecular function: sulfite transmembrane transporter activity. The transcript has a single exon. Bases 1 to 1374 code for a protein of 457 amino acids. Gene Ontology annotation, biological process: sulfite transmembrane transport; transmembrane transport. Lineage: Eukaryota; Fungi; Ascomycota; Eurotiomycetes; Chaetothyriales; Cyphellophoraceae. The record is from RefSeq and is a predicted model, not a curated record. Gene Ontology annotation, cellular component: plasma membrane.